CUCAGUCACACGUGUUGCUGACUUGCGAAGCGCGCAGUGAAGAUGGCGGACACAGAAAUUGCCUCAGCCAAGAAACAGAAGAAAAAGACAAAGAAAAUUGCAGAUGAAGAAGUUGGGGAAAUUCAAGAAAGUGGUGACUUCCUCAUCAAACCUGAAUCUAAAGUUGCAAGCUUGGACACAUCUCAAUGGCCAUUGUUGCUGAAGAAUUUUGAUAAGCUCAACAUCAGGACAGCUCAUUACACUCCUCUGCCACAUGGGGCGAAUCCACUCAAGAGGAACAUACAUGAUUAUGUCAGGACUGGUUUCAUUAAUCUGGACAAACCCGCUAACCCGUCCUCCCAUGAAGUUGUCGCUUGGAUCAAGAGAAUCCUUCGUGUUGAGAAAACGGGACACAGUGGCACUCUGGACCCUAAAGUGACAGGCUGCCUGAUCGUGUGUGUGGAGCGAGCCACGCGAUUGGUCAAAUCUCAGCAAAGCGCAGGCAAAGAGUAUGUGGGAAUAGUACGGCUGCACAAUGCACUAGAGAAUGAACAUCAACUAGCAAGGGGUCUGGAGUGUUUAACAGGAGCUUUGUUCCAAAGACCUCCACUCAUCGCCGCUGUGAAACGACAACUGCGAGUGCGGACCAUCUACGAGAGUAAACUGAUCGAAUAUGACCCAGAGAGGAGAUUAGGUAUUUUCUGGGUGAGCUGUGAAGCUGGCACAUACAUCAGAACUCUGUGUGUUCAUCUGGGGCUGCUGCUGGGAGUUGGCGGUCAGAUGCAAGAGCUGCGACGAGUUCGCUCUGGUGUUUUGGGUGAAAAGGAUAACAUGGCGACCAUGCACGAUGUUUUGGAUGCACAGUGGCAGUUUGACCACAACAAGGAUGAGACUUACCUAAGGAGAGUGAUCUUCCCUCUCGAGAAACUGCUCAUCUCACACAAGAGGAUUGUCAUGAAGGACAGCGCUGUGAACGCUAUAUGUUACGGCGCAAAGAUCAUGUUACCGGGCGUCCUGCGAUAUGAAGAUGGUAUUGAGUUGAAUCAAGAAAUUGUCAUCAUAACAACCAAAGGAGAGGCUAUUUGCACAGCGGUUGCACUAAUGACCACAGCUGUCAUAUCCACAUGUGAUCACGGGGUUGUCGCCAAAAUCAAGAGGGUCAUUAUGGAGCGAGACACAUAUCCACGCAAAUGGGGCCUUGGACCAAAGGCAAGCCAGAAGAAAAUGAUGAUUCAAAAAGGACUUCUAGACAAACAUGGCAAACCAAAUGGCAGCACUCCUUCUGAUUGGAAAGAGGGUUACAUGGACUACAGCAUUCCCAAGGCAAAGAAGGUCGAUGGUGGUGAUGCUGGUCAGACAGGAACAAAGAGGAAGCGUGAUGGCAGUGGCAGUGAAAAUGACGCUGCUGCUGAACAGGACACUUCAAAGAUGGAAGAAAUCAAGAAGGAGAAGAAGAAAAAGAAGAAAGAAAAGAAACUGAAGCAGCAGGAGGAAGAGGCAGCGGUUGAAGCUCCUGCAGAGGGUGACACUGAGGUUACGGAGAGUGCAAAGAAGAAGAAAAAGAAAAAGGUGAAAGAUGCAGAGGCUGAAUAGAAGUGAACAUGGAGACUUGUGAAAUAUUAGACUGUUAAAGAACCUUAUGACUUCAGGAAGAUCACACAGACUUUAUUGGGCAAAUGGAAACUCAGUCCUCCAGACUUGCCCACCAAGUGAGUCAUGUCAGCGUUCUGGCACGAUUGUUAUACAGCGGGUUGGUCAAUAUCCAUGGCAAUUAGAUUGUGCUUCUGAAUGGUUAUGUGACUGCCUGUUGUUUUUUGUCCAAGUGGAACCCAUGCUGCCUGGGUAUAUUGAUGUAUUUUGAGUUUUUUUUUUUUUUUAUUAUUAUUGUAAAUACAGAGACUGAAACUGUAAUCCUAAACAAAUCAAAUGAAACGUGAAAUUCUUUUUUUACAAAGAUUGUCCAUUUGUUUUCUUCAAUGCACUUUACAUGUUUGCUAUUAUGCUUUGUUAUCGUGUCACUACUAGGCCUGUUGCAUUUACAGAAUCUGCUCAUUGGAGUUAUUUUAGGUAACUGAUCUUUUGUUCACUUAAUAUUACAUUUUGUGAUCUGAAUAUUUUUGGCCACUGUGUAAGGAUCUGUCUCUGACCGUUUGUGAUUGGAAAAGGAGGGUUGUUAAUUUAUGGUGUAAACAUGGCAAAUUCAUGCUACGUUCCAAUGCGAAGUCAUUAUAGUUUUCUAAAACGGGAAUUAGUUGCAUAAAAAGCAGUGUGAAUUUGUGUAGAAUUGCACGAAAUUCUGGAUCCAUUGACGCAUAAUGUGUGAGCAGAGUUUACAUUUAUCAAUGAAGUGACACCAAUUUAAAGGGGUUAUGAAGUGCUAUUUUCUUGAUGCACAUCCAACACAUUGCAUUGAAAUGGAUUCAUUUCAAGCACAACUUAUUAUUCAGUUAUGACAUUUGAAAUAUUCAUGAGUGAAACUACAUUUUUGAUUGGGUCAAGGUGUUUUUAUCUGGCCCAUCUCAAUAACCGUUCCUCUGCUAAACUUGAGUUAUAAUGACUGGUUCACAAGCAAUCCAUGCUAACAUAAGCUAAACAAAACUGUACAUACGUAGUCCAGAGUGGUGAAACUAGACACAUACACUACCACCAUUCACUUAAGUGCAUAUCACUGGAAAUGUAUAAAAAUGGUCAAAAAUGGCCAUCUUGGUACGUAAUUACAUCCACAAACACUAAAAAAUAGUGCAGAUGCACAAAAGGCAGCAGUAGUUGAGAAUUGCAUCUACCUUGUAGAGUUGUAACUUGGAGUCUUUUAAAAGUGGCAAGAUUCAUAGCAGUGUUCGAAGAGUAGUUCAUGUGUCAUUGUGUCCCAGAAAAGGGAGGUGAUUGGAAGGCAUAGGAAUAAUCCAAAAAGGUGAUUAUUGUGAUGAGUGGUCAAGGUGCUCUAUACCAAGUGCAACAAAAAUAUUAAAUGUUCAGGACUUAUUAAACCACUUCAAUGAGUUCUCAUCAAAAAAAUCCUCCACGUGCAGCAAUGACAGCUUUGCAGAUUCUUGACAUUCUAGCUGUUUGAUUGUCCAGAUACUUGGGUGACAUUUCACCCCACACUUCCUGUAGCACUUGCCCUUGUCUUGUUGGGCACUUCUCACACACCUUACAGUCUAACUGAUCCCACAAAAGCUCAAUGGGGUUUAAGAUCCAUAACACUCUUUUCCAAUUAUCUGUUGUCCAAUGUCUGUUUCUUUGCCCACUCAAACCUUUUCUUUUUGUUUUUCUGUUUCAAAAGUGUCUUUUUCUUUGCAAUUCUUCCCAUAAGGCUGCACCCCUGAGUCUUCUCUUUACUGUUGUACAUGAAACUGGUGUUGAGCGGGUAGAAUUCAAUGAAGCUGUCAGCUGAGGACAUGUGAGGUAUCUAUUUCUCAAACUAGAGACUCUGAUGUAUUUAUCCUCUUGUUUAGUUGUACAUCUGGUCUUCCACAUCUCUUUCUGUCCUUGUUAGAGACAGUUGUCCUUUAUCUUUGAAGACUGUAGUUACACCUUUGUAUGAAAUCUUCAGUUUUUUUUUUUUUUUGGCAAUUUCAAGCCUUGUAAAGCCUUCAUUCCUCAAAACAAUGAUUGACUGAUGAUUUUCUAGAGAAAGGUGUUUUUUUUUUUUUUUUGUAUCCAAUUUUGACAAAGACAUGCCAGUCUAUUGCAUACCGUAGCAACUCAAAAACAAACACAGAGACAAUUUUAAGCUUCAUUUAAUGAACCAAAUAGCUUUCAACUCUGUUUGACGUAAUGGCAAGUGAAUUUCUAGUACCAAAUGAUCAAUUAAUCAUGAUUGCUAAAGGAUAAGGUGUUGGAGUGAUGGCUGCUGGAAAUGGGGAUGGUCUAGAUUUGAUCAUAAAUUACUGUUUUAUACAUCUGAAAUGUUCUUACUAUACUUUGCGAUCAGUUGAAAGUUAAAGUGCCAAUUUCCUUCCGUACAUUAUUCCAAACAUUUGUCUGCCAGUGUGUGUGUACAUAUAUAAACUCAGCAAAAAAGAAACAUCCUCUCACUUUCAACUGCUUUUUUUUCCAGCAAAUUUAACAUGCAUAAAUAUUUUGUAUGAACAUAAGAUUAAACAAUUA
Messenger RNA from Xyrauchen texanus (razorback sucker), 4089 nucleotides. RefSeq names its product H/ACA ribonucleoprotein complex subunit DKC1-like. The transcript is spliced from 15 exons. Gene Ontology annotation, molecular function: RNA binding; pseudouridine synthase activity. Bases 43 to 1572 code for a protein of 509 amino acids. Gene Ontology annotation, cellular component: box H/ACA snoRNP complex. The record is from RefSeq and is a predicted model, not a curated record. NCBI's taxonomy places the organism in Eukaryota, Metazoa, Chordata, Actinopteri, Cypriniformes, Catostomidae. Gene Ontology annotation, biological process: box H/ACA sno(s)RNA 3'-end processing; rRNA pseudouridine synthesis; mRNA pseudouridine synthesis.